AUGCAACAAGACACAGGAGCUCCGAGGCCCUCACGGCUCAACAAAUGGUGGCCCAUCGGCGUUUUCAUUGGCGCCGUCGUUUGCUUCAUCAUCGGUGGUGCUCUCAUGGGCGCAUGGGUCUCCAGCUCAUAUAAUGACUGCUCCUAUAGCUCCUACUACAGCUCCUACUAUAGCGACUACUCCUGUGUCACUACAAACAUGGGCGAGUUUUAUGGCGCUGUUGCCAUGUUCGUGAUUGGCGGUGUCCUCAAGCUCACUGCCUGGAUCCUACUCAUCAUCUUCUGCGUCAAGCGCAAGCGCUACAGUCACCACACCGUUACAUACGUCAACUCUCCUCCUGUUCAGCAACCCCAGCCCUUCCAGCAGCCCUACGCUGCGUCUCAGCCCACAAAUGCCCCACCGCAGCCUAUCUCCCCUGAGAUGGCGGGCCCGUUCCUCGCUGGCACACCUCCUAAGGAAGCCAAUGCCACAGCAACUGCUUCCAAGUAUUGUGGCCAGUGCGGGACUGCUGUCUUUAGCCGAUUCUGCCCUCAGUGCGGAGCACAAAGCUGA
Messenger RNA from Penicillium arizonense, 552 nucleotides. RefSeq lists its product as uncharacterized. The transcript has a single exon. The record is from RefSeq and is a predicted model, not a curated record. NCBI's taxonomy places the organism in Eukaryota, Fungi, Ascomycota, Eurotiomycetes, Eurotiales, Aspergillaceae. Bases 1 to 552 code for a protein of 183 amino acids.